Molecule: messenger RNA, 1096 nt
Organism: Carcharodon carcharias (great white shark)
Lineage: Eukaryota; Metazoa; Chordata; Chondrichthyes; Lamniformes; Lamnidae
Gene: cltb
Product: clathrin, light chain B
Exons: 5
Coding region: 51-689 (212 amino acids)
Biological process (GO): intracellular protein transport; clathrin coat assembly; clathrin-dependent endocytosis
Cellular component (GO): clathrin coat of coated pit; synaptic vesicle membrane; clathrin coat of trans-Golgi network vesicle
Molecular function (GO): clathrin heavy chain binding; structural molecule activity
Source: RefSeq, a predicted model, not a curated record
UGCCGCAGCUGACUUCCGGUUUCCCUUACAGGUUGGAACCCGGUUUGAAGAUGGCGGAAGAUUUCGGCUUCUUUUCCUCAGACAACGGCACCACGGGCAGCGCCGAGGAAGACCCGGCCGCCGCCUUCCUGGCGCAGCAAGAGAGCGAGAUUGCUGGCAUCGAGAACGAUGAAGGCUUCAGUAUCCUGGACGGGGGAGAGGUACCGCCGGCCUUACAACCUCACUCACACGACGCUGGAGGUGGUUUUGAAGAGGACUUAUCUGCUGUUAAUGGAGAAGUAUAUCAGGAAUCAAAUUGUCCAAAUGAUAGUUAUGCGGCAAUAGCUCGAGCAGAUCGCUUGAGCCAGGAACCUGAGAGCAUUCGAAAAUGGAGAGAGGAGCAGAUAACUCGCCUAGAAGAUCUUGAUGCUGCUUCUCGAAAAGCAGAAAUGGAAUGGAAAGAGAAGGCAAGAAAGGAACUAGAAGAAUGGUAUGUUCGACAGAAUGAGCAGCUGGAGAAAAUAAAAAAGAAUAACAGAGCUGCUGAAGAGGCCUUCGUCCAGGAUUGUAAUGAAGAUACACCUGGAACAGAAUGGGAGCGAGUGGCACGCCUUUGUGAUUUCAAUCCCAAGACCAACAAGCAGUCAAAGGAUGUAUCACGUAUGCGUUCUGUACUGAUAUCGCUUAAGCAGUCACCAUUAGUCCGCUAGACAGAUGUUACUUAGCACUAUGGUGUGGGCUUUCUUACUAGCUCCUAGUUGGAUCCCACAAAAAUUGACGGCCAUUAGAAUAGAAGGAUGAGUGUUAGUCAUUCCUGUUUGGACCAAACCAUUGUAAAUUACAAGAUCUGAAGUGUUUAAGUGACUUCUUUUCCUUUCAACUAUUUGUGUGGUUUAUUGCCAAUUUCUUGAGUUAUUGGGCAGUCCAGUAAAAUGGUUGCCCUCAUACACUCCUGAAUCUCAUAUAAUGUUCAACCUUCUCAAUUAUUGAUAUCCCCACACUGUCCUUGUGCUGCAUCACAUGACUAUUUAUGCAUGAAUUAUGAGUGCAAUCUAUUGGCCCUUGUUUAAAAAUCAUGUUGACUAUGCUGUUAUACAUUAAAAGUUAAAUAUUAAAA